AUGGCGCAGCACUUGGCCCUCUCCAGCGCUGCUGCAGUCCUCGGCUGCGGCAUGUACGGCUAUUUGCGGGCAGGAUCAGCAGCUUCUCUUGCAGGAGGAGCUGCUCUUUGCUGCGCCUUUGCCGUCUCGGGCCUGGCCAUUCAGAAAACGGACCACAUUGGCUUUGCCAGCAUCGCCGCUGCAGCUUCGGGCGCCGCCUGCACCGCCAUAGGCGCGAGGAGGUGGUGUCGGCCAGCCCCCAGCAGCGUGGCUUUCUUUGCACGCAGCCAGCCCGUUAAGCUGCCAGCUGUGGGGCCAUUAAUGGCAAGUGGGGCCUCUUCUCUGGCUAGAAAGCUGCAGCAGGGCCCCACGGGCGCCGCCGCCACCGCCGCCGCGGCAGCAGCAGCAGCAGCAGCAGCAGCAGCAGCAGCAGCCCGCGCAGCUCUGGAGGCCCCCAGCUGCCCGCAGCGGGAGAAGCAAACAGCCAACCAGCAGCAGCAGCGCCGGGAGCUUCCUGAGACUAAACAAGAGACUUCAGCUCAAGUUCUUUUGCAACUGGAGAAGAAGGAACUGUGCAAGCCCGAGUGGGCCCCUCGGGAGCAGCAUUUGCUGCGCCUUGUUGAGAAAGGGGCGGCAGAGAAGGUGCCACAUAAGGCUCUGCAAACAACGCAGCAGCAGCAGCAGCAGCAGCAGCAGCAGCAGCUGCAGCAGAGGCUCCGGGCACCAGCAGCAGCCUCUGCAGCGCAGGCCCCGGGAAGCAGCAGCAGCAGCUGCAGCACAGGCCCCGGGCAGCAGCCGCUGCAGCACGGGGCCUGGGCAGCAGCAGCAGCCGCUGCAGCACAGGCUCCCUGCAGCAGCAGCAGCAGCAGCAGCAGCAGCACUGGGGAGUCUCACCUGGGGGCUCGUCGUAGAGCGGGGGCCCCUGGGGCCUCCCCAGAACCUGCACAUCCAGAAAGGAGCGGCAGCCUCGAGACUUGCAUUGUGUCGUCUGCGCAGCACGAAGCGCCGCAGCAGCAGCAGCAAAACGAGGGCUUCCAGCAGCACAGGGGCAGCAGCAGACCUGCUGCAGCGCAGCAGCAGCCCAGCUGCAGCGCGGCAGCAGACGCAGGCCGGCAGCAGCCCGGCAGCAGCGCAGCAGCAGCCCAGCAACCGCCGUGCAGCACCAGCGCAGCAGCAGCCCAGCAACCGCCGUGCAGCAGCAGCGCAGCAGCAGCAGCGCAGCAGCAGCAGCGCAGCAGCAGCAGCGCAGCAGCAGCAGCGCAGCAGCAGCGGCCGACCUAUGCGGAGGACGAAGGAAGAAAUGCAGCUUUUGUGUCGGAGUUUGAAAGCGAUGAAGUCCGCGAGGAAGAUCGCGAGAAUGGCGAGGCCGACGGGGCCGGAAAUGUAGAAGAAGUUGUGGGUGACUUUGCGUUCAAUCCAGUUGAGAGCGUAGAAAAACCUACUUCGGGGCUUCGUCUUGCUGACCCGCUGCGCAGCGCACGGAGCCACGCAGCAGCAGCAGCAGGGCAAACGCGCAGCAGCAGCAGCAGGAAAAACGCGCAGCAGCAGCAGCAGCAGCAGCAGCAGCAGCAGCACCUUGAUCCAGUGGUUGGGAUGGUCGGUGAAGAAGCUGUCGAAGUAGCGGAACCAGUAGACGAGCAGGAAGAGAAUUUGCGUUUUGACGCUGAGUCCUUUGAAGCCCCUGUUGGAGAUCAGCAAGUCCAGCAGCAGCACGAAGCUGGCGCAGUGGAAGAACUCCCCCAAGGCCACCCAAAUGGUCACCAGGGGCUCGUAGAGCUGCUGCAGAAUGAACAGCACGGCCAGCGCAAUGAGCGCGAGCCAGCGCAGCGUGAGGUGCAGCAUUUUGCUGCAGCGCGACGGCCACACAAGACAGCGCACAGCAGCAGCAGCAGCAGCAGCAGCAGCGGAGGCCCCCGUGGUCUUGCUGCGGCUCCCUAG
Molecule: messenger RNA, 1917 nt
Organism: Eimeria necatrix
Lineage: Eukaryota; Apicomplexa; Conoidasida; Eucoccidiorida; Eimeriidae
Exons: 4
Coding region: 1-1917 (638 amino acids)
Source: RefSeq, a predicted model, not a curated record